Messenger RNA from Stylonychia lemnae, 735 nucleotides. The record is from the annotation of a GenBank genome assembly. Lineage: Eukaryota; Ciliophora; Spirotrichea; Sporadotrichida; Oxytrichidae.
AUGACUGCAGCAUAUAAUGGAUUAUUCUCGUUAUCUGCUAACUAGAUUAGUAUUUAAUUGGCAGUAUUUGCAAUGCAUAGAAAUAUUCCAUCUGGAUUUUGGUUCCACAAGUCGACUGAGCAAAAUUUAGAUCAAGAUUAGCAGGCACAACUUAAUGUUGAGGACUAUGAUAUUUAUAUCAACCCACAACUAAAGGCAGAAACUAGACAAUAAGAAUACUGCUGGGAAUAUUGCCCUUCUUUUAUUGGUUUAAGAUGCAUGGUUAAAAGACCCCUUGGAAUCUUUGUUUCUUAUAUGAACGAAGAGGGUGAUGAAAUAGAGAAAGAAAUAUUUGAUUUUUAAGCUAGAGUAUUCUUACAUGAAUUGGAUCAUAUCGAUGGAAGAACUAUGACUCAUUGGAGGCUAUCAGAGGGUAAUAUAGAUAUUAUAGACUCAGAGAAAGACAAUCAUAAAAACUUAGCAAGUACUAUUGAUUUUUACAAGCACAAAGUUUAAGAUAUGAAGAGAGAUUUUCCUCAUAUGUUUGAUGAGACUAGAAAGCAUGAAAAGAUCAUUAAAGACGGCAAAGAAUGGAAUAACUUCCAUAAAGAAGGUAGGGAAUCAUCGUUUAAGAUUGAGGAUUAGGGACAUAAGCCAAGUUUUGAGGAUGCAAUGCUUCUUGAUAUGGUUAGAGCUUCUCGUAAGGACACACUCGCAAGGGAUAAGAAAUAAGGGAAACAAUCUCAAAAUUAAUGA